Molecule: messenger RNA, 926 nt
Organism: Ochotona curzoniae (black-lipped pika)
Lineage: Eukaryota; Metazoa; Chordata; Mammalia; Lagomorpha; Ochotonidae
Gene: NHLH2
Product: nescient helix-loop-helix 2
Exons: 2
Coding region: 519-926 (135 amino acids)
Biological process (GO): regulation of transcription by RNA polymerase II
Molecular function (GO): protein dimerization activity; DNA-binding transcription factor activity, RNA polymerase II-specific; RNA polymerase II cis-regulatory region sequence-specific DNA binding
Source: RefSeq, a predicted model, not a curated record
ACUUCUGAGCAAGAUUACAUCUGUGCUCUGCGCUUCCCACUUUCUGUUCAGCUGCGCUAAGGGGAAGGAGUCCUCCAGGAGCGGAAUCCGAUCUUAACCAUCGCUGCUAUUGAUUAUUCCGCUGUUAGAAAGUGGAGGAAUCAGCCCUUUGAUGCAAUCUUGUUUAUCUCUGCAUCUCUUUUGUUAUUUAUAGAGACCUGGAAGAGGAGGGAAAGAGGGCCCGCGACUUUUCAACACAUCAUUUUAAAAAGCCGACAACGAAUCUCUGGAAAUGUCUACUAACAAUUAAAAGGAAAAGGCAUUUUUCACCAGCGAAAUCAGUGGACAAUCGCUUCUUCUCGUUCACAUCCCGAGAUAUUAUCGACCCUCGCUUUGGGCACCGGCGAGAUGACAGCUGCUUUUUCAUUUGUGAAUGUAAGAAACAGUUGCUGCUUUUAACAUUUUCCCAGUAUUUCACCUUUCUGGAAUUUGAAAGAUUGGAGACCAGAUUAUCGAAAAGGCUUUUGCAAGCCUCCAAAAUGAUGCUGAGUCCGGACCAAGCCGCCGACUCGGACCACCCCAGCUCGGCGCACUCGGACCCGGAGUCGCUUGGCGGUGCGGACGCCAAGGUGCUGGGCAGCGUAUCGGAUCUGGAGCCGGUGGAGGAGGUCGAGGGCGAAGGCAAGGGCGGCAGCCGAGCCGCACUCUACCCGCACCCGCAGCAGCUGAGCCGCGAGGAGAAGCGUCGCCGGCGGCGCGCCACGGCCAAGUACCGCUCGGCCCACGCCACCCGCGAGCGCAUCCGCGUGGAGGCCUUCAACCUGGCCUUCGCCGAGCUGCGCAAGCUGCUGCCCACGCUGCCCCCGGACAAGAAGCUCUCCAAGAUAGAGAUCCUGCGUCUGGCCAUCUGCUACAUCUCUUAUCUCAACCACGUCCUGGACGUGUAG